AUGGCUCUGCCCCAGGUCAAAUCCCUGCAGGACUGCGUUGACUACUCAAAGGUAGUUGAGCCUUUCCUGCCCCAGCUCUACCAGCUACCCCACCACAUCUGGGAGAGCAUCGACAGCCUCGACGCCCUGAGAGAGCUCUAUGUCACGACGAAUCCCUUGAUUUCAGGCUUUGCGGCGUCUCUUGUCGUUGGGCUUCUCGCCUUGAUUGUGUCCGAGAUCAAUCGCAACUAUUCUCAGAUCGACCGGCUGUGGAGCAUCCUGCCCAACCUAUACGUUGUCCACAUCGCGCUCUGGGCACGUGUAGCUGGUUUGCCGCAUGGUCGAGUGGAUUUGAUUGCUCUUUGUACGACCUUAUGGAGUAUUCGUUUGACGUACAACUACUGGAGACGUGGUGGCUACAACAUUGGCUCUGAAGACUACAGAUGGAUGAUUGUCAAAGCGCAACUCAACUCAGUUGUCUGGUUCAUCUUCAACGUCACCUUCAUUUCGUUUAUCCAGAGCAUCCUCCUGUAUCUCUUCUCAUGUGUGCCGGCGUACGUCAUCUUGCUGUCAUCCCAGUUUGAGCCUGAAGUUCAGGCAGUUGAUAUGGUCUUUGCCGGCGUUGAGAUUCUUCUCGUCCUGAGCGAAUGGAUAAGCGAUGGCCAGCAAUGGGCUUAUCAAACCGCCAAAUACAAAUACAAGGACACUGGAAAACUUACCAGUGGAUACACAUCCGCUGAGCUGGAUAGGGGCUUCAUCACAACCGGCCUCUGGGCUUAUAGCCGACACCCUAACUUCUUUGCUGAACAAACCAUUUGGUUCAUGCUUUACCAAUGGAGCUGCUUCGCCACCAACACCCCAUAUAGCUGGGCUGGCAUCGGUGCCGUCCUCUUGGUUUUGCUUUUCCAGGGCUCCACUAACCUUACUGAGAACAUCACGUCUGGUAAAUAUCCAGAGUACAAAGCCUAUCAAAAUCACGUUGGCAUGUUCAUCCCCAAGACACUGAUUCCGUAUGCGACCCCUGGGCCGAAAGUCAUCCGGUCGAGCGAGCUGAUUAAGCGUGCUGAGCAGAAGCAGAAGCACAAGAAGAAGCAAGGCUGA
This is a messenger RNA of Trichoderma harzianum CBS 226.95, 1080 nucleotides long. RefSeq lists its product as hypothetical. The record is from RefSeq and is a predicted model, not a curated record. The coding region runs from base 1 to 1080 and encodes 359 amino acids. NCBI's taxonomy places the organism in Eukaryota, Fungi, Ascomycota, Sordariomycetes, Hypocreales, Hypocreaceae. The transcript is spliced from 4 exons. Gene Ontology annotation, cellular component: membrane.